CUCCGCUUCUCCCUCAUUUCUAAUUUCUUCAUCUUUCUUCUCAACGGCAACUAUCUCCCCCCUCUUACCCCUCUCUCCGCCUCCCCUUCUCUCUCGAUCUCUUGUCUCCUUCGUCUUCCUCAGAAUCUUCACUCUUCCUUUCUCUCAAUUUCUAUUCUCUAAAAUGAAGCAUCCACCCAAGAAACCCUAUCUUGCUAAAUACCCAUCUCGCCGAUCCACUGCCCAUUUUCUAUUCCUUGCGCUAACGGCGCCGGAAUCAAGGGCGGAAGACCCCUAGGAAACCUAUGUCGUCUUCCAAAGAAAAUGCUUCACCGUCAGAUCCCAAAUUCCCAACUCCAUGGUUCCCGAUUCCAAACCCUCGCCGACUAAGUUGAAGAGCCUGCUCCAUCUUCUAACCCACUUAAGCGGAAGCUCAGUAUGGAGACCGUUCCGGAUAAUUCCAUCCCUGGGUUGUCUGAUUCUGUUGCUAAGAUUAGAGAAGAUGUAAAAUCUGGUGUAGAAAAUUUAACAGAGGAGUGUGUAUCCACAAUGGCAGCCGUUACUCGGCUUCUAAUGAAGCUACUGCCAAAAGCUUUAAAUUGCCUUCCGGAUGCACCUCAAAAUCAGCUUCAUUCUUUGUGUUUUCUAAUUUCUAGCUCACUCAAUUCAGCCAUGGAAGUACGGAGAUAUUCCACAUUUUAUAAUGCAAAACCUGAUGAAGCCGGUGAUGGUGUUUGCACAAGAGCUUGGAGAUUCUUUUUAUCUUACUUCACAAUUGACGUUCUUUCAAUUCUUCCACUCCCCCAGGAAUAAAGGAAAAUGAAGUAUAAUCGAAUUUGGAACCUUUGCAAGCAAGGGGAAGUUUUCUGUUCCCUAUCUCUUUUUUUUAUCCUUACAAUCUUGCUUAAAAUGCUUUGAAGACAAAUUAAAGUUUUAAGUGGGGGGUAGGGUUGUAGCUUUGCAUGUUCUAUGUCCUUUGGGAAAUUUUCAUUUUGCCAAAAAUGUCCAAAUUUUAAACUUUUUCAAUUUCUUUAUUCUUAAAAUAAAUACCAUGUCUAAUUUGCUUUCUAGCUUAGACAAGCAUGUCUGCCUAACCCUUGAGCAUGGAGCUCGGGUUUGUGAUUGUGUUUGUCAUUUGAAUAUUUUAAAUAUGUUGAAAAUGCAUUCUUUGAUAGCUUAGAAAUGUGUAGAAGACAUGCUAUCCAUUUUCUAAAUAUUUUAAAUACUGUACAUACUUAAUAAUAUGUGUUGAAAACAUGGCCUAACCAAAACAAGAUCUGCCUAGCCCUUGGAGUCGACUCGGUUAGGUCAAGUAGAAUACGUUAGGCUCCCUCAGUAUCAGAGCUUGUGUGGGGAACUCUUCACUUUUCGCCUAACCACAACCAGACCUACAUAGCCCUUAAAGUCCAGCCGGUUAGGUCAAGUAGAAUGCGUUGAGCUCCCUCAGUAUCAGAGCUUGUGUGGGGAACUCUUCACUUUUGGCCUAACCAAAACCAGACCUUCCUAGCCUUCAAAACCCAACCGGUUAGGUGAAGUAGAAUGCGUUGAGUUC
Messenger RNA from Cucumis melo (muskmelon), 1531 nucleotides. RefSeq lists its product as uncharacterized. The transcript is spliced from 5 exons. NCBI's taxonomy places the organism in Eukaryota, Viridiplantae, Streptophyta, Magnoliopsida, Cucurbitales, Cucurbitaceae. The record is from RefSeq and is a predicted model, not a curated record. The coding region runs from base 418 to 792 and encodes 124 amino acids.